Molecule: messenger RNA, 864 nt
Organism: Colletotrichum lupini
Lineage: Eukaryota; Fungi; Ascomycota; Sordariomycetes; Glomerellales; Glomerellaceae
Exons: 6
Coding region: 1-864 (287 amino acids)
Source: RefSeq, a predicted model, not a curated record
AUGCAAAGCAAAGCGUGUUUCGUACUUCGAUCUAGCAUAGCAGAUACUACCGCUCAUUUAUGCUACGGAUACUACCCUCUCGAAGACCUGGCAUACAGCAAGUACAGCACAUUUUACCUCGUCACAAUUCCACGCCUGCCCCGGUUCCUGAGCUUCAGCCGUGAUCCUCGCCUGACGACCCCGGCCACCAAAAGCGACAUACAUAUCAACCGCAUCCACAAUGCACCACUUCAACGCGGCAGACAACCAUCCAGAAGCCGCCAGCAGAUGGGUUUCGUGGAUCCCUAUGGCGGGCCGUAUGCGCUCCCGCCACCUCUCCGACCCAUGGACAGGCACUGUCAGGAGUACGGAAUACUGGCACCAUAUUUCUACUUCACGGCGUACUCCGUACGUAUGAUCCAGAUCUUCAGCCGCGACUGCUUCGACUGCUUCUCAUCAUCUCUAAAGAUAUCGUACGGAUACCAGACAGACCAAAGGCCCCGAGUCCCGCCGUUGAGAAAACAAAAAGGCCAAGACCAUUUUGGUGGAGAUGCCGCAGGGAAGUCCAGCACCUUAAUCAGGACAAAUGAGCUGUGGCUGGUUGGCCCAGCUGAAAUAGGGGAUGGCUCCUCGACCGGUUCCAAGCCAGCCUCUAGCUUCGGUCAAACCAUCGCUGACGGUCGUCUUAGCGUUUCUCAACUUCAGCUGCAAACCAAGCCAAAGAGGUCACGGGCUUUGGACUCGUGCCUGUCUCAAACAUGGAACAUCGAUGCUGCAGCGCUGCUACUCUGUCCGUACUGCUCCAAGAUUCCGAGUCGCAGAAUCUGGAUCCUGUCUACUCCGUACCAAUCUUUGUAUAAGAGCAGGAGAAAACACUCGCAAUAG